UCAAUCUACAAUAAACUAUUACACAUGAAUUGUUCAAUUUUGACAAACUCAGCUCCAAUGGCUCAUGUCCGACAGUGAUACGAGUAGGUGGUUUUUCAAUGACAGCAGGCUCCUGUUCCAAGCAGGACAGCCUUGUGCGUCGACCGAUUCGGACCGUCGGCAGUCGACUAUUAUAGUCCUUCGUCGAUUCAACACGUGCAGAAACAAUGACGAGCUAUCAGCAGAAAUUUGCUGCCAUGCACCUUGGAGGUGCUUCAGGAGGUGUUAGUGAUGUUCCAAUGGACGAGCUGGAAGAUGAGGAGUCAUCCAGGAGGCUUGCUCCGAGGUCUGAGGUCGCUGGCGCUCAUCACCCCUCCAUAACAGCGGACUCUCAUUUUGGAAACCUCUCCACUGCUGAAACGUUUCGAAACUACUACAAGAACGAAACGUCUUAUGAUGCUAAACUGCCCAUAACAGGCUACAGGGACAACAUCAUAUCCACAAUUGAGUCUAAUUCUGUUGUUGUUAUCCAAGGAUCUACGGGCAGUGGAAAGACAACCCAGGUACCUCAGUACCUACUGGACCGAGCUCAGGAGAAGCAGGAGCACUGCAACAUCAUCGUCACUCAGCCGCGUCGUAUCGCUGCCGUCAGCGUGGCGCGGCGUAUCUGCUCCGAGCGCAACUGGACGCUCGGUGGCCUGGUGGGCUAUCAGAUUGCUAUGAACCGCAUGCUGUCGGAGGACACGCGCUUGACAUUCUGCACGACCGGUGUCUUGCUGGAGAAGCUCAUCCAAAACAAGAAUAUGACACAGUACACGCACGUCAUUCUCGACGAGGUCCACGAGCGAGAUGAUGAAAUCGACAUGGCUAUGUUGGUGGUCCGCAAGAUGUUGCGCUCGAAUUCUCGGCACGUGAAGGUUAUCCUCAUGUCUGCCACUAUUGCGUCUGAGGAAUUCUCCGACUACUUUGGAAUAGAGAUCCAAGGCGUACUGCAGAAUGCACCUGUGUUGACAGUGGAAGGGCGCAUGUACCCUGUACAAGAGCACUACCUGGACGAUUUCAAGUGGCUGGUCAAAGACACAUUCUUCUCCGACAUAGAGGACAACGCGCCGGCCAUUACAGAUUAUGCACAGCGCAUGUGCAUGGAGCUGAUUCGGCUGUUUGACACGAUGGAGGUUGACCAGGAAGUCCAGGGUUAUGGUCGCGGGACAGUGCUAGUUUUCCUGCCCGGAAUGGGAGAGAUUCAGGAUAUGACCGGCUUCCUGGGCCCCAUCACCGAGACGGAACGACUGCAGAUUGUUCCCUUGCACUCCAAGGUGCACUUUGAGGACCAGCAGAGGGCUUUCCUGCCACCGGAAGAAGGUCGCAGGAAGGUGAUCCUCGCUACCAACAUUGCUGAAAGCUCUAUCACUGUCCCAGAUGUUUGUUAUGUUAUCGAUUUCUGUCUUGUCAAGCACCUAGUACUGGAUGACACUACUAACUACUCUGCCUUGCGUACAUGCUGGGCAUCCCGUGCAUCGCUACUCCAGCGACAGGGGCGUGCCGGUCGUGUACAGUCCGGCCACUGCUAUCGACUCAUUCCAAAGAAGUUCUUCCGCGAGUCGAUCCCAGACUACUCCGUUCCUGAAAUGCAGCGUCAAUCACUGGAACAAGUUGUUCUGCGUGUCAAGAUGCUCGACAUGGGUGAUCCUCAAAGCCUGCUAGGUCAGGCGCUGUCACCUCCGAACCUUGACCGCGUUGCCAAAACAGUUCUCAUCCUAAAGCAGGUUGGUGCACUUUCUCUGCAGUCGACUGGUUCCGUCUAUGAUGGAGAUUUGACAUUUGCCGGCAAGAUCAUGGCUCAGCUGCCCGUUGAUGUGCGUGUAGCCCGCAUGCUGCUGCUUGGCCAUGUGUUUGGCUACCUCAACGAGUGCUUGGUCAUCGGUGCCUCGCUAUCACUGCGCAGUAUAUUUACACAUGGCUACAAAGAAAAGAAGCUGCAAGCUUUUCGAAACAAGUUGACGUGGGCCAAUGGCUCACAGAGUGACUCCUUUGCCAGUCUGUACGCGUACAUGGAGUGGAAACUGAAGAACGAGGAGAACAGAUUCCGCAAUGGACGAGCGGGUGAACGGCAAUGGGGAAACAGCUUCAGCGUGCACAUUCAGCGCAUGAAGGAAGUUGAUCUCCUUGUUCGGGAACUCCGAAGCCGUAUGGAGAAGUUCAACAUCAUUGCUGAUCGAUCGCUGGCUGAAAAAGCCCGGCAUGGCCUAACUCCCAAUGACCAGUUUAUGCUCAAGAUCAUCCUAUCUGGCGCCUUCUAUCCGUUCUACUUUGGCCUUCGUCGUGAGGAAGAUGCCGCCGCUGUAAAGAUGCUCUCCGGUCACGACCAGCUCUCUACUGUGCAGAUUAUGGGUAUGCCUCCAACAGCGUCAAUGUACGAGAAGGAGAUUACACAGCUGUUCAGGGAGUGUGGCAAGGUGGCCAAAAUACACUUUGAGGCAUCCACCAAGGCGUUUGUGGAGUUUGAACGGCCCAAGCGCCGAGUGCAGGGCACACAGCAGCAACAGCAGGAGGAGAAUGGUGUGUUGCAAGCAGUGACCCUAGCUCUCAAGAUGAGACACAUUCGCUACCCCCUGUCCUUUGAAUUGGAUCCGAAGAAGGAUGCAGCCUUUAGUGAGAAGGAGUCCAGAGCGAGAUUCCAGAUUUUCUAUGGCCAAGCGCCAGUGGAACAGCAACAGCAUCGCACUCUUCCACAGCAUGAUCUAUCUAAGCUGCAUCAGAUGGAAGUACUCAUCACGGAGAUCGUUACGGUCAGCGAAUUCUGGGUGCAAAUGACAGAGAGCUCAGGUGAACUGUCCGAGAUCAGCGAGUGGAUUUAUCGUCGGCGAAACAGCUUCAAGGCUCUUCGUUCCCCUACAGUGGGCAUGGUCUGUGUGGCGCUGUGGUCCGAGGACAUGAACUACUACCGCGUCUGCAUCAAUGACAUCCGCGAUUCGGAUAACACUGCAGGGGUUACGUUCCUUGACUUUGGCAACUCAAGUCGCACUGUGCUUGCGGAGUUGAAGGAAUGCCCAGAGCAUUUGUUCAAAAUCAAGCAGCAAGCGUUGAAGUGUUCCUUGAGAGGUGUGUCUCCGUCCACUUUGGAAGCCGGACACACUGGGCAUUGGUCAAAUCAGGCACUGCAGCUCUUCAGUGAUUUGACCUAUAACAAGCGUAUCUGGGCACAGAUCUACUCUACUGUGGACAAUGUAAUCCGCUGCGACCUUGUGGACACGUCCGACCCCGACCGCGAUAUCUCGGUGUGUGCCACGCUAGUCAGCCAGAACGCCGCUGAGGCUCGCGAGGAAACGACUGAAUCCAAGCUUGCCCACGAGAGGCGUCUUGCUAUUCUCGAAGGAAGACAAGUUCCUCAAGCGGUUGAAGCAGCUGCAGCUUCAGCUAGUUCUUGGAGGGAUCAGUUUGCAUUCAGCAAGGCACCUGUCGAAGCUGGCUGGACUGACGCUGGUACCUCAUUUGGUGAUGGGAGCUAUCAGCGGGAGCGUGAAGAGAUUAACGUCAAAGGACCGUACAGUGCGUAUGAACUCCAGUUCUGCUCUAUGACCAAGACUCACCAUCAUGCGCGCGUGGAGCGCGACUCGGUGAACAGCGCGGCAGUUGACGACCUGCAGACCAGCGGCUUUAAGCGCAUGGCAGUGGCGGCCACCGUGGGACUUGCUCCCAGCGGCUUCAAUGUCAUCGUCAGAGAGAGCACUGUCAUGCCUAAUAUCAAAGGUCUGCCCGCUUUGAUCACUAUGCUGUUCUGCCCAACGCUGGAGAUGCGCACUGACCCUUUCCAUCGCUACUACAUCGGUUGCUUGUGUGGUUCUGGCUCUAAAGCAAACACUGAUGUUGGCGCGAAUCCUGACGACGAUAUCGAGGUGGUGUUCGACGUUGAGUUUGAUCAGCAGGACCUGGUGGAUAUCAAUGCCAUUCGACAUGGUAUGAAUAUUGCUCUGGCGGACAACGGCAACUUUGAGAAAGUGAAGUGGGCCGGUGGUCCUGCCAAUCGACUGCAGAGAGUGCAGCAAGAAAAGAUCAUGAAGCUGUUCCAGCGUGACCGUAAAGGCAUCACAUCUCUGGAGUCAUCCGAGAAUGAGUACAAGUGGAACAAGGUUCAUGCUGAAGAAGUGGUACACGCCGAGACUCUAGACGGCAGCUUGCAGGAUGCCGGUCCCAUCCCGUUCAUGUACCUGCACAAUGGCAUUCGCUUGCAGUCCGAUGACGUACUUAAGCGCAAACAGCAGAGCAGCACCAGCAGCAGCAGCGGCGGUGGCGGCGAUGAGGUUGCCGAAUGUACACCUGCUGCUGCUGCGCGCGCUGAUUUGAAGGAGAUGCGCGCCAAAGUUCAGAGCCUGUACACCAUUGCUUCCCGGAGUGACGCCCCCCUGGAGACAAGAGUGGUGUGUCCAACUUGCGACUUUGUUGCUGCCACAGCACAUGACCUAUUGCGUCAUGUCAAUAGCCGCACUCAUCGUGAACAGGAACGCAAGAUCUUUUCUUGAUGCUGCUGUCCAGCAUGCGCAGCCGAUACACUGUGCACUGCUCCAGUUCUCUCCCCCCCCCCCCCCCUCCAGCACACACACACACGUACACACACACACACGUGCGCAUGCGCAAUUGCCGUCUCGCCGUUGGUUAAUUGUUGCAGUGGCUGUGUGAGCUGUGGAAGCUCCGGUGUAACGUUAUGUACAUGUAUGUAUGUGUGUCUAGCGUUUAUGUUUGAAACAUGUGUCUUGCAUGUGGGUGUGCAUGGAACACUCUUUGAAAUAUCGAUCAGGGCUUUAAGCCGCUUGAUAGCAGUUCUUAUGGCAUUUUUCUCAUGUAAACAGACAUAUUUUUUCCCUUGCAGCUGUCCAUUAUGCCUCCAUUCCCCUAUCAAGACUGGUGGUGUCUGGUCUUUUAUGUACGGGCUAUCUGCCAAUUCUGAAAAGCUGGUCUUUUCCCUAUUUCGUACGAAAACUGUUGUAUAACUGUAUGUGCAAAUGCAACAACCACCUUGACAAUACAGUAUGUUGCUUUUGCCAGUUCGUUCCUCUCCGUGAUGGCCUGCAUUUUUUGUUUUGUUUUGAUGCUGCCAGAUCGUGCGUGUUACUUUGCUGUGUUUUGUACUUUGGCGGCGGAUCUCUGUGUUUCUUUUCUCUCUCUCUUUUUUUAAUUUAAAGUUUCGCCAUGUUGAAUGAACAGUUGUGUUUGGAUAUUGAGGAAGGUCCUGAUUCCAGUGUGCUACUUAUUACUAUGAAUUUAUGAUACAAUGGCUAAGAACAAGUGGCAGCAGACAGGAUGCACCAUCA
This is a messenger RNA of Sycon ciliatum, 5288 nucleotides long. Its product is annotated as ATP-dependent RNA helicase TDRD9-like. Lineage: Eukaryota; Metazoa; Porifera; Calcarea; Leucosolenida; Sycettidae. The record is from RefSeq and is a predicted model, not a curated record. Bases 207 to 4499 code for a protein of 1430 amino acids. Gene Ontology annotation, molecular function: helicase activity; ATP binding; RNA binding. The transcript is spliced from 33 exons. Gene Ontology annotation, cellular component: intracellular anatomical structure.